GUGCGACCGCUUGUGUAUACGCUAUUCCUGCAUUCGUUUCCAUCUAUAUUUGGGUAGAUAGCAGGAGAGCCGACGAAUUCAUUUCAUCCACAGCUCUUGGCGAGAGAAGAAGUUUGGCUGCCCAAGCUCCGAUUAUUCUGACGCAUGAUUAUUUGAUACACAGUGCAGUGAAGUUGGUGUGAAAUUUGUGUAGUGGAACUGAAAAAUCAUCUAAAUUAAGGAUUAAAUUGUGCUGAUUGGUUCCAAUUCAACCACUUCAGGAUGUGGCUGAAAACGUUGAGUGCUACUGCAGUGCGACUUGAGGCUCAAAAGCACAGCUCGUUGCAGAAAUUAUGCAGAACAUUCUCGACCCAGCUGAGUGAACCAAGUGGACCAUCUGUCAAAACUGCUAUCCCUGGACCGAAAUCGAAGGAUCUGUUGAAGCAACUGAAUUCCCUGCAGCAAGGCGGGUCGGUUCAGCUGUUUGCCGAUUACGAGCGAUCCGUUGGUAACUACUUGCAGGAUGUCGACGGCAACGUGCUGUUGGAUAUUUAUACGCAGAUCUCGUCCGUCCCGCUGGGUUACAACCAUCCGGAGCUGCUGAAGGUGUUCAAAAAUGAUCACAAUCUGAAAAGUCUCAUCAACCGUCCUGCGUUGGGUGUUUUUCCGGGUGAGGAUUGGCCGGGCAAACUUCAAAAUGUCCUAAUGUCUGUCGCUCCAAAGGGUCUUGAUUACUUGACAACGAUGAUGUGUGGCUCAUGCUCAAAUGAAAAUGCAUUCAAGAAUAUUUUUAUUUGGUACCAGAGCGUACAGCGCGGCGAAAAUGUUCAAUUCACCCAGGAAGAAAUCAACUCAUGUAUGGUCAACCAGACUCCGGGUGCACCGAAGUUGAGUAUCUUGAGCUUCCAUGGAGCAUUCCACGGUCGCACAAUGGGAACCCUUUCUACCACUCACUCCAAAUACAUCCAUAAGAUCGAUAUACCGUCGUUCGAUUGGCCUAUUGCGCCGUUCCCGAAGUACAAGUACCCGCUUGAAGAACAUGUUCGUGAGAAUGCCCAAGAAGACGCUCGCUGUCUAGCGGAAGUGCAAGACCUGUUCGAGAAGUAUGCCAAGAAGGGUAUUCCAGUUGCGGGGGUCAUCAUCGAACCGAUUCAGAGCGAGGGUGGCGAUAACGAGGCGUCUCCUGAAUUCUUCCAACAGCUGCAGAGAAUAACCAAGAAGAACGGAGCUGCCCUGCUGAUCGAUGAAGUACAAACGGGAGGAGGGCCAACGGGCAAGAUCUGGUGCCACGAGCACUUCAAUUUGGACAGUCCUCCGGAUGUAGUUACCUUUAGUAAGAAAAUGCAACUGGGAGGAUACUUCCACAGCUUGAACCUAACUCCACAGCUGCCCUACCGAGUGUUCAACACAUGGAUGGGUGAUCCAGGAAAAGUCCUUCUAUUGGAAUCGAUCUUGAACGUUAUCAAGUCGGAAGCAUUGCUGCAGAACGUGGAGAAAACCGGUGCUAAACUGAAGCAGGGAUUACUCCAGGCACAGAAGGACUUCCCACAUUUGCUCAACUCUGUUAGAGGUCGCGGAACAUUUUUGGCAGUUAACUGCGCCAAUGCAAAGAUGCGUGAUGAUGCCGUUUCAGCCUUGAAGCAGAAGGGUGUGCUUUCGGGUGGCUGCGGAGAUUUGAGCAUUCGCUUCCGGCCGGCGCUAAUAUUCCAGGAAAAGCACGUUGAUAUUUUCUUGGAUAAAUUCAACCAGGUUCUCAAGGAGAUCAAAUAAACUAAACUGAAUUGAUUAGCCGAGUAGUUCGUUGGGUACAAUGAUAGGAAAGGCUUCUAAUCUCUUUGUCAGAGAAUUGCAUUUACGUUACCGUUCGCAUAUAGGUAUAUCUGCACAAAAUGACUAACCUAGCAUUGCGCCAAGGAUGCAUUAAGAUUUGCCAUUGGAGACACAAAUAAUAGAUAUAUUGAUAACAUGUUGAGACAAAGAAUAGUAUUAAAGCAGAAACACAUACAACUAAUAUUCCAAACAUUGCCAUUGCAUCGAAAGUGCGAACAUUUGUCUUCCAGAGAAUUGUGAUUUCCAAGAAAAUCGAUGUAUGUAAUAUGUGUGGAAAUAUAGAUAAAUGUUGUCGCAAA
Molecule: messenger RNA, 2108 nt
Organism: Armigeres subalbatus
Lineage: Eukaryota; Metazoa; Arthropoda; Insecta; Diptera; Culicidae
Product: 4-aminobutyrate aminotransferase, mitochondrial-like
Exons: 6
Coding region: 262-1749 (495 amino acids)
Biological process (GO): GABA catabolic process
Cellular component (GO): mitochondrion
Molecular function (GO): pyridoxal phosphate binding
Source: RefSeq, a predicted model, not a curated record